Messenger RNA from Pelobates fuscus (common spadefoot toad), 7649 nucleotides. It is a transcript of the gene NUMA1, whose product is annotated as nuclear mitotic apparatus protein 1. Gene Ontology annotation, cellular component: centrosome; spindle microtubule; spindle pole. Gene Ontology annotation, biological process: establishment of mitotic spindle orientation. Lineage: Eukaryota; Metazoa; Chordata; Amphibia; Anura; Pelobatidae. Bases 139 to 7068 code for a protein of 2309 amino acids. Gene Ontology annotation, molecular function: microtubule binding. The record is from RefSeq and is a predicted model, not a curated record. The transcript has 28 exons.
UAACCUUCGCUCUCUCCUACCUCCGUCCGGCCUCUUGUGGCUCAGUGGAAAUGCUGGCAAAUGCACCAGAAAUAAGUUGCAAACUUUGUGACCUCGUGUUUGAUAUAUGGUGACUGAAUAGUGGGAGAAUCCCCAGAAAUGGCACUGCACAGCAGCACAAUGGAUGCGCUCCUCUCUUGGGUGAACAGCCUCAAGGUCGACAAACCCAUUGAACAAUUGUCUCAGCUACAAGAUUUGAGCAUUUUGAUUAAAAUUGCCACCAAACUCAGACCGCUAGAUUUACCAGGGAAAUACAGAAACCUUAGAAAGAGUAACGGGAACACAAAUGAAUUAACACCGAUCCUUCAACAAUCCCUGGAAGACAGACUGAAAUACUUGCGCAGCUUUUUACAAAGAUACUGCCGGUAUGGCUCGUCUGCUGAGAAUCUGGUGCAGUGGCAGAAGAUUCUGCAAGGAGAGAACGUGGAAGUGGAGCUAUCCAAGGUUAUUGUUCUCCUUUUCUAUUAUUCAAACAUGAAAACCAAGAAUCCCAAAGAAUGUGAGGAUUUUGAUCUCAAGACUCAGACUGAGCUUGCUUCCAUCCUGAGGUUCGUUCUGGAAAAUGAAGAUGAUCUGUCUCUAAAUGACAAGCUCUUGCACUUCCUGCAGAAGAAAGCACGGUUUCCGUCCUCCAGUGAUGGCGCCUCCAGCUCGGAUGAUUCAGUGUCUCCCAACGUGCUUAUAAAAAGGAAAACCGAGGUGCGCUUUCUCGAGUUGCAUCGUGUGGCAUCUUCCUCUGCCAUGAAAAGUUUAACGGACUCGCCAUCCUCCCCAAUGAUUGAGGUUCUGCACAUGCCUCAAUUCCAGAUGAGACGUUUGAAGAAGCAGCUGACUGAGGAGCAGGAGUUCAGGGAUGAGUUGGAGCUGGAGCUGUCGGAGAACAAGAAACGCCUGGCAGAGAAAGAGGCCCAGCUAUUUCUAAUGCAGCAGCGCAUUGACCGUCUCUUGGUGCUGAGUGAGAAACAGACAGAGCCUCAUGAACCUCGAGAGCUGGAAGAACUGCGGGAGAAAAAUGAAAGUCUGAUGAUACGGCUUCGUGACACCCUCAAACAGUGUCAGGACUUGAAAACUGAUAAAAACCAGCUGGAACGCAAGAAUGACCAACUGGCAGAGGAGAACGGGGACCUUGCAUUUAAGGUGCGGGACCUGUCCAGCCGCCUGGCACAGUUACAAGAUGCCUUGAACGAGACAACUGAAGAGCACGAUACGUCACUGGCGGGAUGGCAACAGAGGCAGAGUCAGUUAGAGACUGAGCUUAAUGCAGCUAUCAGCCAAAAGAAAUGCCUGGAGGAACAACAAUUAAUUCUCCAAGGAAAGGUCUCCAUUCUUGAGGAUCAGUUGAAGAAAUUGGGGGAGAGCGCAUCCCAAGAUAAAGGGGAGAGGCUGGGAGACGUCCUGAAGUUGGAAAGUCUGCAGCAGGAAGUCGUAGCUCUUACUUCAAAAUGCACGGCUCUUGAAAGUCAGAUUACACGUUUGGAAAAGGAGAAGAUUGAAGCAAUAGGGGAACUGGAAAUGCAGAGAUCCCGACUUGAGUCCGAGAAGAUGCAGCUCCAAGAUAUUGUCACCAACCUGCAAACUUCUCUCUCUGAGAUUACAUUCCAGAAUGAGAGGCAAAAUCAAGAGGCCAAAGCUCAGGAGGAAAAGCUAACGUGUCAGAUCACCACAUUGAAACUAGAAAUGUCAAAGAUGUCAACCUCCAUAAUGCAAAAAGACAAGGAGCUCCUGGGUCUCCACCAUGAGCUAGAAGAGGAGAGAAAACAGAACGGUCUACUGGUUGAAACAAUCAAGAAGCAGGAGGAGAUUUCAAAACAAAAUAUUGAAGGCCUCAACCACCAAGUAGACCAACUUAGCACUGUAGUGAGACAAUCUGAGGACAAAAUGGUAGACCUUACUCAAAAACUUGAAUGUGAAACCCAGCAUGUUGCUCAUUUAAAACAAGAGUGCAAAGAAUUUGUACAAGAAAGAGACUCUACUCUCACAACGUUCAAUGAGUACAAGCUGGCUAAAGAGGACGAACUAGGCAUCUUAAAUAAUAGGCUCCAUCAUUUGGAGGAAAACCAUCAAACCAGUUUAGCAGCAGUGGAAAAGCUAAAACGAGAGAAGGCAGAAUUGUCUCUAAAAGUCCAAGAAUUAGAUGCAACGAUUUUAGACUUGAUUGCCAAAUGCCAGAACCUAGACUCUGAGAAUGACACACAAGGUAAAGCACAUGCAAAAAUUGUCGAGUCUCUAAAGUCGCAACUUAUCGAACAAGAAAGUAAGCUUAAAGUUUAUGAGCAGAAAAUGUCCGGAAUGGAGUUCACAACUAAAGAAAAUGCUCAGCUUAAAGAGAACUUAUUUUCAAUGGAAGAUGCGAUUAAAAUCUUAAAGGAGCAAUUGGAAGAUGAGAAAACUAGAUAUGCUAACUAUGUAGAAAGUGAGGGUAAAUUGGUUUCUAAGCUUCAAGAAGAUCUUAAGAAACUCUCUGACAGCAGAGAUCAGACACUUGGGGAGCUUAAUGAAGAGAAAGCAUCCAGCAAAAGACUUGAAUCUCAACUGAAGGACUUAGAAGAAGAAUACCGGCAUAGAAAUGAACAUCUGCAGGUUAAACUCUCCGAAACCUCAUCUGCCAUCAAACAUCAACAGGCAAAGCAAGAGGAGCUGACAAUGGAAGUGGACAAAUGGAAGUCAAAGUAUGAAGAGGCCCAACAAGGCAUUGCUCAAAAUUCUUGCCAGAUGGAGGAACAAAUUGAAAGAUUGAAACAAGAACACUCUGCAGUUUGUCACACAUUAGAGAAGGAGAAGGCAAAAUCAUUGGAAUUGGAGUCCCAGGCUCAAGAAACCAUGUCUGUCCUAUUGGAGAAGAUGUCUAAGGUUGAAUGUGAGCUGUCCAAAGCGCUGUCAAACAUUAAGGAGAAGGAGAUUGAGGAGCAGAAAUUGAGAAGCGCCGUUCAGUCUUUGGAGGAAAAACUUGUGCUACAUCAACAAGCAGAAAAGGAGCAAUUAUCUCAGCUGGAGGCACGUUUUAGUAAAGCAACACAAGAACUUCAAAUACUGUCAAAAGAGCUAUCUGAAGAAAAGCUUCAGAAAACAGAGCUUGAAUGUAAAAUAAAACAGCAAGAAGAGCAGAAAUCUGAAAAAAUGUCAGUCUUGCAAUCGAAAAUGUCCACUGCUCAGGCUGCUAUAAAAGAACGUGAAGGUGAAGCCCAGAAGCUCUGUGAAGAGGUGAAGUUAUUGAAAAAUCAACUGGAGGAGUCCAAUGUCAAGUAUCAAGAGGUAGCAGCUCAGAAAGCCCAUGUGAUCACACAACUUGGGCAGGAAAAGGAGAGAGCUUUGGCAGACCUAGCUGCUGAGAAGAUUUCUAAAAUAGAAGUGGAAGCUCAGUUACAGAAAUCUCUAGAUACACACAAAAAUGAGUUCAGCUCCUUACAAAAUGAAUUGUCUCGUUCUCUGGACCUUAUUACACUGAAGGAGAGCGAAUUAGAAAGACUUACAAAGGAUGCAACUUUGAGGGAAAAUCAAUUGCAUCUAGAGCAACAAAAGGUGGCUAAGCUUACAGGAGAUUUGACCACUUUAAAAGCAUUUGAGGAACGAUCUUCCAUGCUGGAAGAAAACGUUAAAAACUAUGUGCAAAAUGCUAAAACAAUGGAAGCGGAAAUCACUAGUCUAAAAGCAGCAGUUUGUGAAAAGGAUAAAGAAAUCCAUCUUUUGGAGCAUAAUCUCAAGAGCAAGGAGAAGGACAAUGCUUCCUUCCAAGAGCAGUAUCAAGCCACACUCGGUGAGAUGCAAGUUCUUCAGGCAAACAUGGCAGAGCUAGCAAAAAAAUGCAGUGAGCAGGAUCAAGCAAUCGUUCGUGCUCACAAAGAAGCUGCUGAGGCAAAAGCCAUGGUUUCAGAGAAGAUUUCUGUGUCGGAACGACAACAAGAGGGUAUUGAGGACCUGGAAGCAAAAAUCCAACGAGAACAGCAGAAGACAUGUGAGUUAAUGAAGCAGUUGGAGGAUGCUCGAUCAUCGCAAGCAGACACAGAGUCCUCCUUUGAGGCAUUAAAGAAGGAGUUAUUCCAUAAGGUACAAGAAUUAGAGCAAAGCCAAAAAGCAUUGAAUGACUCAAACAUAGCGCUCUCUUCUGCUCUUUCAAAGUCACACGAAACUGAGCAGUGUCUAACAGAAGCUAGAGAAAACGCAGCUACGUAUCACGCUGAAGUUGGGAGGAAAACUGAGGAAAUCGCCUCAAUGGAAGCAGAGGUGAAGAGCUUAACAUCAAAAGUCAUCACCAAUAAGAAGUCCUCCAUGGAGUUUAACGAGUUGUUAGUAAGGGAACAAAACAAAAACACAUCACUUGAGGGCCGUAUCGCCACACUCCAGGCAGACAUGAAUGCAUCUUCAAAGGAACUGGAGGUGAAGAAAGGUGUGAUUGAGAAUCUGAACACUGAAGUGAAGAACAUCCAUGUGGAAACUGAAAAGCAAAGGUUGUCUUUAGAAGAACUGCAGAAAAAACUCUCAUCCCAAUAUACAAUAAAAGAGGCACUUGAACAGGAGAUUCAGUCUUGGAAGCAGUCCUGUGCCCAGAAAGAAGAGCAAAUGUCACAUCUCCGAGAUCAGCUCAGCAGCUCCCAAAACAUGCUGGAAGAACUGAAAUCCCUGAAGAGCAGUAACCAGGAACUAAAGGCAGAGCGGACGGCUAUGGAUAAGAAGCACAAGGAGGAGUUUGCAAUUCAGCAGAACAAGGCAGACUGUCUGCAGACAGAACUUGAAAAAACCAAGGGAGAGCUUGAGCAGCUGCUGGAGCUGAAGGAUACCUUGAGCAGACAAGACCAAGUGCUACAGGUUUUGCAGAAUGAGAAAGCAAGUUAUGUGGCUCAGAUUACCGAGCUCCAGCAGGCUAAUGGUCAACUGACUGUCCAAAACAAAGCUUUAUCCGAAGAUCAAGGGGCGAAGAAUUUGGAAGCUGAACUUGCCACGAUCAGACAGCAGCACUCCCAAGAGCUCCAAAUUCUCCAUGAGCAGUUAGAGAGGGCAGUUGGUGAAGGCAAGGAACAAAUAGAAGAUCUCAGCAAAAAACUGGAAGCUGUUACCAGCAAAUACGACCAUGCAAAGACGAGGGUAAUGGACGACCGGCAGAAGUUCCAAGAGGAAAGGCAGAAACUGCUUCUUCAGGUUGAACAGUUGGAAGCUGCAAAGAAGGAGCAAUCUGAGCAGGUGCAGGAGCUGAACAAACAGUUGAGUCAGCAGGAGAAAACCCUGAAAACCCAACAGCAGAAGCUGAAGCUGAGAGAAAGUGAGAUCAGCGUGGAGGUGGAGAAGAAGCAGAAUCAAGUCACCGAGCUGGAAUCCCUCCUGGAGCAGCAGACGAAGGCUGUGGAACACUAUAAAACACAGAUGGACAAGGCCAAAGCUCACUACGACGCAAAGAAGGUGCAAAACCAAGAGCUGAAUGAGAAACUGGAGAAAACGGCCAGGGAGCAGGAGCAGCUGUGCAAGGAGAAUUCCGAGCUCAAGAUGGAGUCAGAUCGUCUCAACAGGGAGCUUCAGCACUCCCUGCUCCACAGUAAAGAGGUGGAACAAAACUGCAAGAACCUGACCAAUCAAGUGAAGACUUUAGAGGUGCAGGUGGAAUAUGCGGACCGCCAGUUAAGGGAACUGGGCAAGUUUCAGGUAGCGACUGAUGCCAUGAAGGGCCGAGAAACAAUGGGCCCCCCACGUGAAACAAGGCGGCGGGGACACGCGGACGUCAGUAUUGACAGUCUGGACUUGAGCGAUGAGGAUAAUCCAAUGAACUCUACUGGAAAGAAUGGCCGCUCCCACCAAGAAGCCGCAUCUUCAGGCAGCCCAGACUCUUUGGCACAGGGUCGCUUGCCCCAGAAAGUGGAGUCUCUUGAGAGUCUUUACUUUACCCCUAUCCCCACCCGGGUCCAGUCAAAGAUGGACAGCAGUAUCGGCUCCAUUGGUGACCUGUCCUUAGACUCCAGUAAGAAGACCCGAUCUGCUCGUAGGCGGACAACCCAGGUCAUCAACAUCACAAUGACCAAGAGAACAAAAGAAGAGACGGUAGAACCCGAGAGUGCUAACACAUCUUUCUACAGCCUGCGCUCUGCGUUGUCUCACCAGAGCCUACAUCAAGAAAAACCACGGAGAGGUGGGCGCCCUCAGCCAGCCUUCUCCGCCCCAGCUUUGUCCAGCCUUCCAUCACAGGAGUCCCUGAUAAGACCGGAUCUGACCUCCUCCGAUGACAGCCUGAAUAACUCUGUGCUAAUGAACUUACCGGGCUACAGACCCACCACCCGCAGCUCCGCACGGCUUUCACAAGGAGGUCGCAACAGUUUCUACAUGAGCACUUGUCAGGACGAGCCAGAUCCUCAGGAAGACUGGAAUCGGAUAGCGGAGCUGCAGCAAAGGAACAGAGCAUGCCCACCGCACCUUAAGACCUCCUACCCACUGGAGUCCAGGCCGUCGGUUCUGGCUGCCACCAUUACAGAUGAAGAAGUGAAGACUGGAGACCCUAAAGAGACUCUGCGACGUGCCACCUUGCUACCUUCCCAAAUACAGGAGUCCACAACGUCCACCCGAAGGAUGACUCUGGCUUCUUCAGAGUUUGAUCACCCUUGGGGCGGCAACAUCACUACACGGCAGCAGAGGAAGAGGGUGUCUGAAGAGCCCCACCAUGGACCGGACACUCCAGAGUCUAAGAAGUCUGCCAGCUGCUUCCCGCGACCCAUGACUCCCAAGGACAAGCACGACCCGCGCAAAUUGUCUGUGGCAGAAAGCAAAAUUAGGGUCAGCCAGCCGCAGACACAGGCCAGCCGGCGGCAAACUAUGACCUUCAGUAUUCUAAACACCCCGAAAAAAAUUGGCAGUAGCUUCCUGAGAAAGAAUGCUAGCAAAAAGACUGAAACCCCUCAAAUCAGCCCACGAACGAGAGGGUCAAGUGUUAGCACCAGCAGUACUUCCUCCAAAUCCCCACUUCAUGCAAUCCGCAAAUCACCAAGCAGACGAUCUCCCAGGGUCUCCCAAGCAAAAUCCCCCAAGAGAUCAAACAAGGCCGGAGCACGAUGAGCAUCCGCAGUUUUUUGAACGGAAGCAGUCCAAGAACAAAUGAGGUCAUGCUUUGAAUGGACACACUUUGAAUGGACUGCUUUUUAUACCUGCUAUUCGGCUGCACCAAGAGCCCGCCGGAUUAACGCGUUUGUUUCCGUGGCGUUUUCAUCCCAACGGCAGCAAAUUCAUACUUUGUACAUUUCCCUAUUAAUGCAUAUUAUUAUAAUUAUGUCUUUAAUUCGCGUUUAAUUUUUGGCUUUCACGAUCUAGAACGACUGCUGCAGUCACUACAACUUAUCACCAAGAUUUGGUCAAAUAUUUUUUUUUUUUUUUUUUAUUUUUUAUGUUGCUGGACAAGCAAAAACUUAUGUUUAAAAAAAACCUGCAGGCUACACAGCAUUUUUAAUGCGGGCUUUCUAAAUAUGGCGGCGUGUGCAGGCUGCAUUUUAUGGGUAGGGAGGGAUCGCUAGCCUUUGAUCACAUUACGAUUAAUGUAUGUAUAUUGUUUGACAGAUGGUAAGCUAACUUUUUAGUGCCUUAUUGCUGUGGCUCUGUAAGGUGUGGCAGUUUAAUUUAUUAAAAGCAUUUCCAUCCCUGUA